Messenger RNA from Epinephelus lanceolatus (giant grouper), 647 nucleotides. It is a transcript of the gene tmsb4x, whose product is annotated as thymosin beta 4 X-linked. The record is from RefSeq and is a predicted model, not a curated record. Gene Ontology annotation, cellular component: cytoplasm. Gene Ontology annotation, molecular function: actin monomer binding. Gene Ontology annotation, biological process: actin filament organization; regulation of cell migration. NCBI's taxonomy places the organism in Eukaryota, Metazoa, Chordata, Actinopteri, Perciformes, Serranidae.
AUUUGCAUACUGCGCAGUAUUUAUGGUGUGAUUGACGCUGCAGCCAUCACUCUGCUCCUGCGCCAUCGAGACGUGCAUCUUGCCAGAUCCUCUGCCUGAAACACAGAGCCUUCGCAGACAUGGCUGACAAACCUGACAUCUCAGAGGUCACAGCCUUUGACAAGUCCAAGCUGAAGAAGACUGAAACCCAGGAGAAGAACACACUGCCAACCAAAGAAACCAUCGAACAGGAGAAGUCGGACAAAUGAAGAGCGGUCCUUCUGUGCACUGUACAUUCCACAAGUCUUGCCUUUUUAUUCAACCUAUUCCAACAUGUACUCAAAGUUGAGGUACUUACUAAUUGACAAAACGAUGACUGUAAAAAUCACUGCACCCCUCACUCGCUUUGAUGCCCCGCCCCCACCCCCUGUACAGUAAGAGUGCGGCCUGAUGUCAGCGUGGGUUCCUGGUCAUCUGUUGCUGUGGAAGCAUCUCCAGUGUGGUGUCUUUAAGAGCAGACGUGUCAUGAAACAGCCGAGGGACUUGCACGUUGAUUUGUAACCCUACUCUGGCCACUUGUGAAUGUCCACGUGGCAAGCAGUGUGUUUUGUAUCAAAAUCUGGAAUGCACUAGUUUGUUAAAUAUGCAAAAUAAAAAAUGUAAACUGA